UCCCCAACGGGGCGGGGCGGGGCGCUGUUUGUGAGUCAAUCCCAGGGCCCACUUCCUGCUCAGGGUCGGCAGCCACACUGGACACAGGCGGGGGAGACUGAGGGACAAGGGGUCACCCUCCCAGACCCAGGCAGGACCAGGGCAGGAGGAUGGCAGACGGCGCUGGCGACCCGAGCACCAGCCUGAUUCCUAUGGCUAGGACUUCCAGUACUGUUUUGAGGAGGAUGUCCACAGAAGAGCAGAGUGUAGACGACAGUACCAUCUAUGAGGUUAUAUUCCAUCACUUCAAAAGACACAAAGUGGAGAUUUCAAAUGCCAUAAAAAAGACAUUUCCUUUCCUCGAGGGCCUCCGUGACCGUGAACUCAUUACCAAUAAAAUGUAUGAAGAUUCUCAAGAGUCUUGUAGAAACCUGGUCCCUGUACAAAGAGUGGUGUACAAUGUUCUCUGUGAACUGGAGAAGAAGUUCAACCUGGAUUUAUGCGAGGCAUUGUUCAGUGAGGUCAACCUGCAGGAAUACCCUGAUUUAAUUCGUGUUCGCAGAAGCUUCGAACAUGAGGUGAGAAUGCUAUAUCCCCAAGAAGAUAAUGGAGAAGAGAGGCAGGAAAGGCUUGAACAAGGAACGGGAGAGAACUCUUUUCUGCGAAGACUGACCUGGCCACAGCACUUAGAUCCCUCGUCUUACAAUGGUACAGACCUACCCGAAAACGAACUCUCGGCGCACCCUUGCGAAGCAGAAGAGAGAAAUGUGAAUAAAAGAGAGCCGGCCCCAGACCCAAAUGGUGCAGUAGGAAGCCACCAAGGAAAUGAGCAAAGCCCUCGAGAGUCAGAGCCAGUAGAGUCCCGUCAACACACGGCUGCCCACGUGGACGGUGGAGAGGCGAGCGUGGGGACGCCCAGCCCGUUGCCCCACUGUGUAGAAAGAGCAGAGCUCUCCAGCCAUGGAAUCCACAUGACUUCCUGUUCUGUGCGUCUGGUGGAUAUAAAGAAGGAAAAGCCAUUUUUUCCCACGCAAGUGAAGCCAGGAUCCCAAACCAGGACCAACCAUUACCAGCCAUCCGAAGUAAUAGUCAUCAGCAGUGAGGACUCGGACGACCCCAGCGACACAGAGGAGCCUGUAGCAAUCUCCAACUCAGGACGGGGGGGGCAUGCUGUGAUCAAAAACCAUGUCCACUUUGACUUGAGAGAUGAAGAAGAGGCCCAAGAAGCCACUUGCUCAUGGCACCAGGCUGCUCCAGCGAGAGGACAUGACUAUGGCUCUUCAGAAUCCAGUGAGGAGGAGAUACCCUCAGCGCUCCGGAUCUCAACACCAACAGAUUUUGUGAGGAUGUCUACUUGGAGGAUACACAGUCAGAAAAGAAGGCACAGCAGUGAAAGCUCUUCAGAGCUGAGUUAUGGAGAGGAGCCUCAGGAAGCCCUGAGAAGUGCAUCAGGAGCAGGGCAACAAGAGACUGGAAAUGAGAAGUGCUCCUGUGUCCUGUGUUCCCCAAAAGGUGUGCCAGGAGGCCAGGAAGCAACGGUGGAAAAUGACCAAGCGUCUCACCCAACAGGCAAGUCUGCUCAAGGGCAUCAGGGUGGAGGUGGCUCAGAAACACCACAGCUGCUGGGCAGGACUGAGUCAGGAGAGGAAGCUGCAAAAGAUACCACGGAUGUUGGAAACAAUUCUGCUUUGGGAAAAGACAGUGGGGAAAGAAAUAUUUCCAAGCUGCACAACAUAGAUAAAGAAAUGAACAAAAUCUCAUCAACCUUACAUCCUACUGUGGGGGGAAAAAGACUUCAUAAAGUAAACCAUCUCCAAAAAGAAAUAAAGAAAGGCAGACAUAGAUUCCACUCAAUUCAGAAUAAUGUCCUUCCAAGAAAAAGAGGUUGGCCAAAAGGGAGAAAAAGAGUCAACGUUAAACCCUUGAAAAGAGGGAGAAAAAGAGGUCCAACAAUUCCCAGAGAAAAAAAUGUGAAUUUCAACCUUCCUAAACUUCCUGUGACCUGUGGUGAGGCUAAGGGGACUCUCGAUAAGAAGCAAUUUAAGCAAGGGGCCCAGAUGAGGAGCAUAAGGACUGAGGAUGGAAAAUGGCUCACCCCCAGGGACUUUGAGAUCAGAGGAAACCACGCAGCAGCCAAGAACUGGAAGCUAAGCCUGCGCUGCCACGGGUGGACCCUGAAAGAACUGAUAGAGGCAGGGCAUCUACCAAAGCCACCAAUAACAAGAAAAAAGAGGAAAACACGGGAGUCUCUCAACAAUGUCUUAGUUGACCCCUAUCAAAAAAACUCAAAUAAGUGUGAAGUAUGCCGCCAAGAGAAACAGCUGGUCUUCUGCAGUACUUGUUCAAGAUCCUACCAUCAGAACUGCCACAUCCCACCCGUAGAUGCUCAGAGGAGCCAGUGGAGUUGCACCUUAUGCAGGACAAAGGCCUGGGAAAAGCACCCAGAAAGCCAACCAUGUCAUCUGGAAUCUGAGGUCUUGAAGAGGCCUAUGCUGCCUGAGGAACAGCUGAAAUGUGAGCUGAUCCUAUUGAAGGUCUAUUGUUAUUCACAAAGUGCCUUUUUUGCCCAAGAACCAUAUUAUACUCAAGACCCCCAGGAGCACAUGUGGUUAAACAAGGUCAAGGAAAGGCUGAAUAAGAAGAAGUACCACCGAGUGCAGGGGUUUGUGCGGGACAUGCGCCUCAUCUUUCUGAACAACAAGGCCUUCUACAGAAACCACAAAUUCAUCCAGCUGCCGCUUAAGAUAGAAGCCAUAUUCGAGAAGUACUUCAAAAACAUUUUUUCAAUCCAAGAAACAAGCGAGAGCGUCUGUCAGUUUAAGCACAUUAUUAUGUAACAUAGUCCAUGUCUGUGUUCCCCCUGGGGACCCUCUGGUUGUGUCACUAGUGACAUGGUGCUCUGAUGGUCCUCUAUUCACUCUGCCUGUUCCUGUACAAAUAACCUCA
This is a messenger RNA of Ictidomys tridecemlineatus (thirteen-lined ground squirrel), 2925 nucleotides long. RefSeq names its product SP100 nuclear antigen (gene Sp100). The record is from RefSeq and is a predicted model, not a curated record. Gene Ontology annotation, biological process: regulation of transcription by RNA polymerase II. Gene Ontology annotation, molecular function: protein binding; DNA binding; DNA-binding transcription factor activity, RNA polymerase II-specific. Lineage: Eukaryota; Metazoa; Chordata; Mammalia; Rodentia; Sciuridae. Gene Ontology annotation, cellular component: nucleus.